Molecule: messenger RNA, 1137 nt
Organism: Penicillium daleae
Lineage: Eukaryota; Fungi; Ascomycota; Eurotiomycetes; Eurotiales; Aspergillaceae
Product: putative di-, tri-valent inorganic cation transporter
Exons: 9
Coding region: 1-1137 (378 amino acids)
Biological process (GO): zinc ion transmembrane transport; intracellular zinc ion homeostasis
Cellular component (GO): membrane
Molecular function (GO): zinc ion transmembrane transporter activity
Source: RefSeq, a predicted model, not a curated record
AUGCCUUUUCGCCUCUCACGCUCAACGCGGCUGACGGUAGUAAUUGGCAUUUCGACAUGCUUUUUCCUCGGAGAAAUCUCAGUGGGGUUUUAUACCCAUUCGCUUGCCUUGAUAGCUGAUGCUUUUCACUACUUGAACGACCUAGUGGGAUUUGUAAUCGCACUGGUAGCAUUGAAGGUUUCGGAGAGAGGCGACUCUCCCCCAGAUCUUUCUUUUGGCUGGCAGCGUGCUCAGCUGCUUGGUGCUUUCUUUAAUGGAGUCCUCCUAUUUGCAUUGGGUAUCAGUAUCUUCUUGCAGUCGAUCGAGCGUUUCAUCUCCUUGCACCGUGUCGAGAACCCGAAGAUGGUCUUCAUUGUGGGAUGUAUCGGGCUGAGUCUCAAUAUUAUCAGCGCGAUAUUUCUCCAUGAACACGGACAUGGCCAUACCCACGCUUCUCCACAGGUAAUCGAAGAUGAACCAGCACUCGUCAGAGGUUGUAACGAGGAUUCUAUCUCCAAGCACCAUGAUCAUAAGCAUCCACGAUUCGAGACCCGAGUGUCAGCACACUGCCAUGACCAUGAUGGUGGCCAUGGACAUAGUCAUGGACACGACCAUGGUGACUUGGGAAUGAUGGGCGUCCUUUUGCAUGUUUUGUGUGACGCUGCCAACAACCUUGGGGUCAUUGCCGCCGCGCUGGUCAUCUGGCUGGCAAAAUACGAUGGUCGCUACUAUGCCGACCCUGGAGUGAGCAUAGGAAUUGCAAUUAUGAUCAUCAUUUCAUCUAUUCCAUUGGUUCGGACAACGGGUCUCAUCUUGCUGGAAAGUGCCCCGAACGGGGUAAAUUUGACAGAUGUUAGACACGAUCUCGAGAAGGUCCCCGGCGUGCACUCGAUUCACGAACUACACAUCUGGCGCCUUAAUCAGCGCAAAACCCUCGCAUCCGUCCACGUUGUUGUAUUUGAUCCUUCAGUACCUAAUUUCUUGAAAACUGCCAAGACAAUUAACGAAUGUUUUCAUGCGUAUGGCAUUCAUUCUGCCACCCUGCAACCAGAAGUUUUGUCCGAGGUCGACACGACAGUUCCAGGCUCUGGCGAGAAGAGCCCACGGUGCCAGGUGGUGUGUGGAACUUUGUGUGAGGCAUUGACCUGCUGUGGAUAA